Molecule: messenger RNA, 2272 nt
Organism: Bursaphelenchus xylophilus (pine wood nematode)
Lineage: Eukaryota; Metazoa; Nematoda; Chromadorea; Rhabditida; Aphelenchoididae
Source: the annotation of a GenBank genome assembly
AUGAACGAGACGUACGGGUCGAAUGGGAGUACCGGUCAGAGUGAUCCGAUGGAUGUGCCCCGAGAAAUGAGAGAAGACUUCCCGGUGGCCAGGAGUGUGGAUCACUUAUUGGUGCACAAUGUGAGACAUGAUGGGAUGUCCAGAGUCCAAUCUGGUAUGUAUUUUUUAUUUACUCUGUUCCUCUCAUUAGGUACAUGCAAGCUAUUUAUAGCCAGUGCAAUUCGUCGUCCAUUUGUUUACUCUAACAGAUCCCGAGCUUCGUCCGUCAAUUCUGAAGCCACCUCUCAGAAUGCCGAGUCACAUCAUCAUCGGCACCAUAACAUGGCCAUCAGAUAUAGAUUAUUCAACCGGCUUGACCCCGGAGGGCAGACUUUAAGGAUGCCUGAUCACGUUUACUUCCCCAGCGAAUGGUUUUCCAUCUUGCCUUUCGACGAUUUCAAAGAUAAUGAAGGAAAACAAAGUAGUUUAGUGACAAUGUAAGCAACAAAAUUGGAAAAUUGCUAGCUUUGACCAUUGUCAAUAUUCUUGUAUUUUUGUAUGCAAACGUGCUUUAGAUUCUCGAUAUGGAACACUAUGAUGGGGACCAGUUUAUUGGCCAUGCCAUGGGCAUUGGCGCAGGCAGGAUUAGGUCUUGGGGUCACAUUAAUGGCUUUGAUGGCAUUUUUAUCGUUAUACACUGCUUAUCGUGUAGUCGAAAGUCCAAGAGGAUUGAGUAAGUAUCUUUUUAUUUUAUGAUUAUUUUUCCGAGUUUAGAGUAAUAUUAAUCUUGUUGCAGCUCUUGAUGUUGAAUGUAGUGCCGCCGAAUUCUCGGAUGUUUGUCGAUAUUACUGGGGGAAGAAGGGAGAAUAUACAGCUGUCUUUUUCUCCAUUAUCGUCCUCUUCGGCGGUGUGAUUGUAUACUUUGUUUUGAUGUCCAACUUCCUUUAUUUUACGGGGAACAUUGUAUACGAAUCAUUGCAACCAAACAGCACUGUGCUCCCUGUCUUGGCUAAUAAAACAUUCACUUGUGAUAGUCAGUUUUUUAUUCUUAUUUUCUCUUAUUUAUAAUUCAAGUUUAUUGGCUUUAUUUUUAGUCUAUUACGACGAGAAAUGUUUGCCUCCAAAGGACAUGUUUGAUUAUGAAGAAGAUAACGGCGGCUCCAGCUGGUGGUCAUUCAGUAAAUUGUGGUCAUUACAAGGAACUGUACCGAUAUAUCUUGGAAUUCUGACCUUCCCAUUGCUUAAUUUCCAAUCUCCCACUAUUUUCACCAAGUUCAAUGUUUUGGGUAACCUGAAUAUGAUUUUUCCAACAUAUUUAUUUUAGGUACUAUCUCUGUAUUCUAUCUUAUAUCGUUCACGAUGUCCAAGGCCUAUGAAUGCGGAAUGAACGUUAAUUUUGUGGACCCAACAUCGAUUCAUUAUGUGGAGUGUAAGUUAUCUUUAUUUGGGUUGAGGUUUUUGUUUUUAGUGUGGAAUUCGAAGUUCACUGCAUUAACGGGAACGCUGGCUUUAUCCUACUUCAUCCACAACGCUGUCCUCACCAUACUGAGGAAUCAGAAGAACCCAGAAAAUAAUGCGAGAGAUUUGUCUAUUGGAUAUAUUCUGGCUAUGAUGUGCUACAUCUUGAUUGGAUGCUUGUUCUACUUGGCUUUCCCAGGAAGAAGAGAAUGCAUUUCGGAUGUAAGUGAUUGUUUGUAAAUUAGGUUUAUAUGUAUAUGUUACUUGGUUGUGUUAUGACUAUGUAAUUUCAGAAUUUUUUAAACAACUUUGGAUCCGGUGAUGUCCUCAGUGCCACGGCCAGGAUGUUCCUAUUAUUCCAGAUGAUCACUGUCUUACCGCUAUUGAUGUAUUUGGUGCGGGUUCAGUUCAGCUACGUCUUUACGGGUACUGUUUACCCAGGGUAAGAAAUUGUGCCAAUAUGCUUGUUCGUAGCCGUCAAUUUAAAAAUUUGCGAUUAAUUUACACAUUUUAGACUUCCAUAUGUAUGCCUGAUCAAUGUAUUGGUGAUCUUAGUCGCAAUUUUCUUUUGCAUCGCCUAUCCACAUGUUGGUGGUAUCUUACGGUAUGUCAUGGUGGAUGUAUGAUAGCUUGUUCAAAUGACUUGUUUUAACGUUUUUCUGUUUUUAGUUAUGUUGGAUCCCUCUCCGGCCUCGUCUACAUCUUUGCCCUCCCAUCUCUGGUCCAUUUGAAACGUCUCCAAACUGCUGGUCGAUUAACCAAAACUCAAAUUGUUUUACACGGGAUUAUCAUUAUUCUGGGCGUCGCCAAUUUGAUCUCUCAAUUUUUAGUCUGA